CUUUAAUCUCCGCCCCGGAAGUAAGCGUGUGGGGUGUCCAUGUGGACGGUGCUGGGGCUUCUUCCAGUUUGUAUUCAAGUCAUCAUGGCAACAGCCUUCAGCAGUGAUGGAGCUGAGUUGAUGCAGCGGGCCCUGAUUCCUGCAGGAGCAGAUGGACGACCUCCAAUCAUGGAGCUGGAAGAAUUCUAUGAGUUGGAGAGAACCAUUGCAUUUGUAUCUGAUAAUGGCUUCACCACGGUUGCACUUCAGUUCCCUGAUAAACUCUUAUCAGAUUCAGUAAGCGUUGCUACUAGGAUGGAGACAGCAACUGGUGCUAAGAUGUACAUCCUAGGGGACACAUCAUAUGGCAGCUGCUGUGUGGAUGAGGUGGCUGCGGAGCAUGUGGGUGCUGAGGCUGUGGUGCACUAUGGCCCUGCCUGCUUGAGCCCCUGCCGCAAACUGCCAGUGCUACAUGUGUUUGGUCGUGAGCAGCUGGACGUGAUGCGCUGCGCAGAAGUCUUCCAGGAACUGUAUCCUGACGUCCAAGCUCAUGUGGUUGUGCUGAGCGAAGUGGCCUAUUCUCAUGCCAUUGAUGACCUGUCUUCUCAGCUGCACCCCACAUAUCCCAAUGUGGUAUUCUCCCAGUUGGACAGCCAAGAACAUUUUGAUUCAGCCCUGUCAGUUUCUGGGCUGGUGCAACAAUUUGGGCGACACUUUGUAGUAAAUGAACAGCAAGGACUUGACACCUACAUGGUGUUCUAUGUGGGCUGCGAAGGGCCAGAGCUCACCAACUUCAUGCUGAGUUGGAACCAGUGCUCCUUCAGUUCCUUUGAUCCGAAGACAGGACAAGGUCGGCGUGAAACGCUGGAUGUGAACCGGGCCCUGCGACGGCGCCUCUAUCUAGUGGAGCGGGCACGGGAUGCCCAAGUCGUGGGCAUCGUGGUGGGCACUCUUGGUGUGGCUGACUACUUGUCUGUUCUGCAGCAUCUGCGAGAAAUCAUUCACCGGGCAGGCAAACGUGCCUAUACCCUAGCAGUGGGUAAACCUAACCCUGCAAAGCUGGCAAACUUUCUUGAGGUGGAUAUUUUUGUGUUGGUAGCCUGUCCACAGAACUCCUUGCUUGACUCCGCGGACUUCUACCGGCCCCUGAUCACACCCUAUGAGAUGGAACUAGCAUGCAAUCCAGCUCGGAGCUGGACAGGCAGCUAUAUCACCGACUUCCGUCACCUCCUACCAGGAGCACAUGACCACACCCCUUUCCCAGACAAGGUGGCAGAGGUAGAUGAUGAACCCAGCAUAUCACUAAUCACUGGAGAGUUGCGAUCAACUUCCCUCUACAAGACACCGGACCCAGAGCCAAACUCCAGCACUGCUGUGGCCUGCCGCAACCAUAUCCAGACUGUGGCUCAGAUCAGCCCAGCAGCUACAUUCCUGGAGUCACGCAGCUGGCGGGGACUAGAACAACAGCUGGGACAGACAGCUGUCACAAAAGCUGUGGUGGGACGGCGAGGGAUUGCCAUUGCCUAUGAAGAUGAGCCCUGUGAAUGACAGUUGCCGGGUGCGAGAAACACCAGAACAGAGAACAAAGCUGCUUUCCCUUGCUGAGUCUAAAUAGUGUAGGCGAACAUGGCUUUGAUUGGCGUUCAGGUUGAGGAACAGCAUUUACUUGUGAACGUCACCCUCCUUCCUGGACUCACCUGUAAGGCAAGGGAUAACACACAUGAUAUUGCUUGGCCUAGCACUUCUUUCAGCAGAGGGACAGAUCAGCAUAUGAAAUGUACUGUAGCAUCCAGUACUUUGCUGGGAAUGUGCUCUUCUGGUUAGGUUUUAUGCCAGCUUAGGAAGAGAAGUAAAACUGUUCUCCUUGCUGUGCUGUCAAUUCCACUCACAUUGAUUGUUACACAUGAAGCUGUUCUUUAGUCCUGGGGUAAGGGUUGUCGUGGCAAACUAAUUCUUGGCCAUUUCCAUCUGUGGCUUGAGUUCGCGAGA
Elgaria multicarinata webbii is the source of this 1968-nucleotide messenger RNA. RefSeq names its product diphthamide biosynthesis 2 (gene DPH2). Gene Ontology annotation, biological process: protein histidyl modification to diphthamide. Gene Ontology annotation, molecular function: 2-(3-amino-3-carboxypropyl)histidine synthase activity. NCBI's taxonomy places the organism in Eukaryota, Metazoa, Chordata, Lepidosauria, Squamata, Anguidae. Bases 40 to 1527 code for a protein of 495 amino acids. The record is from RefSeq and is a predicted model, not a curated record. The transcript has 7 exons.